CUUAAACCCUCCGUUCCCUCAGCCCCUUCGAUUCGGCGCCUCCGAUCUCUCGUUCCCUCAGCCCCUUCGAUUCGGCGCCUCCGAUCUCUCUAUCUCCCACAUCCCCCAUCCCUAGUUCCGCCCAGGGCUAGGGUUGCCAGACCAAGCCGCGGAAGCCAUGGAAGGCGGCGGCGAGUCGCCGAACGGAGUGGUGAUUGAUCCGGUGCGGCCCGCAGACAGGGAAGGCUUCUACAAUCGAGACCCCGAUCUCAACGACGUCGUGUGCGCGCUCUGCGGCGACGGCGGCGAACUGCUGUGCUGUGAAGGGCCAUGCUUGAGGUCGUACCAUGCGACCAGAGUUGCAGGUCAUCCUUCAGGCUGCAGGUCACUCGGCUUCACCACAGCACAAGUACAGGCUAUGCGACAUUUUGUUUGCUGGAGUUGCACAAACAGGCAGCAUCGAUGUGCAGUGUGCGGGGUACGGGGAUCUUCAAGCGAACUCAAUGCUCAGGUGUUCCUAUGUGACCAUGACACUUGUGGCCGCUUCUACCACCCCAUGUGCAUUAGCACAAAGCUUCACCCCGGGGAUCCUGCAGAGGCUGCCAGAUGCAGAAUCCGGAUUACCACUGGUCGGCCUUUCUGGUGCCAGGGACCACAUCGUCCACGCGCUCUUGUUUUCCACGAUUGAGGAUUGGUUUCACGCACGCACUAGAAUUGCAGUUGAACUUCCAGACUAUGACGAUUAUCCUGAUCGUAUCAGGAUUGGUUAAAAUCUCUCUCUUGGAUUCCAUGUAACUUUCUACGCUGCAAGUUUGCGACUCUAACUCGUUAAGUGGCCACAUUGUGAAAUUCGUACGAGUUGCUUGAUGCGUCAUGCAACAAGGGGCACUAGUAAAAUUUCAUUUGAAAGUUUCGCGAA
Panicum virgatum (switchgrass) is the source of this 898-nucleotide messenger RNA. RefSeq lists its product as uncharacterized. The record is from RefSeq and is a predicted model, not a curated record. The coding region runs from base 327 to 749 and encodes 140 amino acids. NCBI's taxonomy places the organism in Eukaryota, Viridiplantae, Streptophyta, Magnoliopsida, Poales, Poaceae. The transcript is spliced from 4 exons.